Molecule: messenger RNA, 1434 nt
Organism: Phoenix dactylifera (date palm)
Lineage: Eukaryota; Viridiplantae; Streptophyta; Magnoliopsida; Arecales; Arecaceae
Source: RefSeq, a predicted model, not a curated record
CCCCAGGCGCACAUUACGCAGGCGGCAGAAUCGUCCGGAAGAAGACCGGCUGGAGUCUGCAGGAGGUCCUCCCUCCCACUGCAGGACCAAGAUUCCACCAAAAACAAGCGCAAGCAGAGGGCGCAGGAAGAUCCGCGUUGCAGCCCUCAAGUGAUCUCGGGGAUCCUCGAAGAACAAGAAAGGAAGCCCGGUCUAGGGUUUCAUCUCAUCGUAUUGCUCUCCUCGCGCACCUCUCUCUGUUCGUGCUUCAACUGGUCUUGUCCUUUCUCCUGGAGCGGCAGCGAUCGAUGGCCGGGCUGAAUCGUUCAUCGAGCAAUCCCAUGAGGAAUCUUCUUCCCCCGCAGGAGCUCCUCGACGAUCUUUGCAGUCGGUUUGUGCUGAACGUUCCCAAAGAAGAUCUGGAGUCAUUCGAGAGGAUCUUGUUUCUCUUGGAGCAAGCUCAUUGGUUCUACGAGGACAAUGCAGUCGAACAGAAUCCAUCACUCAAGUCUCUCUCUUUCAAAGAAUUCACAUCCCUGAUGUUUAAUAGUUGUGCUGCUCUGAGACCAUAUAUAGCACAUAUUGAUGACAUAUACAAGGACUUCACUUCUUACAAGUUUCGAGUUCCAGUAACGGGGGCCAUCAUUUUGGAUGAGACUUAUGAAAGGUGUUUACUUGUAAAAGGCUGGAAGGCAGGAGCAAGCUGGAGUUUUCCUCGUGGUAAAAAGAGCAAAGAUGAAGAAGACCACACAUGUGCUGUUCGAGAAGUCCUGGAGGAAACAGGUUUUGAUGUUUCAAAUCUUUUGAAAAUGGAUGAUUAUAUUGAGGUUGUAAUUGGACAGCAAAGGGUUCGACUUUACAUAAUAACAGGGGUGAAGGAGGAUACUGUAUUUGCACCUCUAACUAAAAAGGAGAUUAGUGAAAUCUCAUGGCACCGGCUGGAUGAACUUCAACCAGCUGGUGAUGAUGCAAUAUCACGAGGAGUGAAUGGCUUGAAGCUUUACAUGGUUGCUCCUUUCUUAACAGCUCUGAAAACCUGGAUUGCAUCACAUCCUCCUCCCGCAUCUCAGAAAUCAGAUGCAUCUGCUAGAGGCACAUGCGUGUGGAAAGCGAAGAACAAUUCCGGAGGUCCAAUGACUACUGAGAACCCAUUGGUCAGAGUGGGAUCUGAAUCUUAUAAUGCUGACAAUGCCCCUGGUAAAAGCUUCAGAAACUUCAGGUUUGAUACUGAUAGCAUCAUACAGUCUAUAAAAGCAGCUUUCUCUGCCAAUUAAGAUGUAUAUAUAUGACUGUUAAGCUAUACCGCAUGUGUAUGGUGUAGUCAUUUUUGUAUUACUGCAUGGGGCAUUCUGAGUUUUGAGUAAAAAUAGUUGUGUUAUUCAAGCACGGCUGCAUGAAUUUGAAGGAGUGGAAUUGCUGAGCCUUUAGAACAAUAUAAGGUUGUGGUUUGCGGUA